GCAUUUUGAGUGGGUUUUCCAAGGGAUUGAUUUGCACAAGGACAUUGAAAAAACGGUUUGCUAUAAAACGGAGGUUUGCAAGAGUUCCUCACUACCCACUUCUUCAACGUGGUUAGUAAGCAGGUUUAAGGAGCUUCAACAUGAAAUUUUUGAUUUUUGCCCUUCUGGUCCUAUCGGUGAGUGCCGAUUACCACUCCUAUUCUCCAUAUUCCUAUGGUUCUUAUAACAUUCCAUCGUCGUACUCUCAAGGACUAGGCUAUGGAUUAGGCUACGGCAGCUCUUUGUAUGGUUCUUCCUAUGGCGGAUAUGGAAGCUACUACCAACCAGCCAGCUAUUCAUCUGGAAGUUAUUAUGAGACUGCCGAUGUUGAACCAAUGUUGGACACGGUUUAUGAAGCUCCCAAGUAUCACUACAAGAAUGUUGCCGUUGCACCCAAAUACACAACUUCUUACGUUAGCAAGCCAGCCGCAAGAUCUUACGCUGCUCCUGCAGUAAGCUACAUUCAAGAAGCUAAACCAGCUGUCACUUCUUACGUAUCCCCUGCCAUUAGCUAUGCUAAACCUGCUCGAACAUCCUACGUGGCACCUGCCGUAAGCUAUGCCAAGCCCGCAGUCACAUCCUACGUGGCACCAGCCGUAACCUACGCUAAGCCUGCUGUUCAAUCCUACGUAGCACCGUCCUUCCGCUACACCAAGCCUGCAGCCAGAUCUUACGUAGCACCCGCCAUCACCUAUGAAAAGCCUUCAGUCACCUCCUACGUGGCCCCCACCGUCACAUAUGAAAAGCCUUCAGUCACCUCCUACGUGGCACCCGCUGUCACCCACACCCACGUCCAACCAGCAGUCACAUCUUACGUAGCACCAGCCGUGAGCUACGCCAAGCCAGCAGUGACGUCCUACGUAGCACCAGCCGUGAGCUACGCCAAGCCAGCAGUGACAUCCUACGUUGCACCCGCCAUCAGCUACGCCAAGCCAGCUGUCACAUCCUACGUUGCACCAGCCGUCAGCUACGCCAAGCCAGCAGUCGCAUCAUACAGUUACGUUGAAGAUGCUAAACCAGCUGUCGUAAGCUACAGUGCAGACCUUGGAGAUUCCUCUUACAAUAGGUAUUACGAAAACGCCUCUCCCAUUUACAGCUUCUCGGCUGAUAGUUAUCCUUCAUACACAUACUCCUCCUCUUCAAUCCUAAACCCAUUCUCCUACACUAAUUCGUACGGCUCUUACGGCUCUUCUCCUUACAGCUAUUACUACAAGAAGUAAAGUGAAACUAGGAAAAAUGAAAUGUCUUUCGAUGCUUUGAGGAACUCUUUAUAUCCAAGUUCGUAGAACUGCCCCUUUGCUUUAAAAAUGACUUUCUUUGUGAAUAUUUCAAACUAAAAAAAGACAAAAAAUAAAGAAAAAACUCGUGCCAUUAUUUUGUUUCA
This is a messenger RNA of Uloborus diversus, 1423 nucleotides long. Its product is annotated as paternally-expressed gene 3 protein-like. The record is from RefSeq and is a predicted model, not a curated record. The transcript is spliced from 4 exons. The coding region runs from base 141 to 1259 and encodes 372 amino acids. Lineage: Eukaryota; Metazoa; Arthropoda; Arachnida; Araneae; Uloboridae.